AUGUUUAGAUCUGUUAUCACUGGAGACAACUGCAUCUUCAUUGUCCAGAGCUGGUCUCUUACGUGCAAAGAGGAUGAAUUCUCCAUUCUUGUGUUUAUGGCUUCUGUCUAUUUCCUUGAGAAGCAUCAUACUUUUUCGAUGGGAAACAUUUUUGUUGAUGCUGAACAGGAAGAGAUUGAAAGUGUCAGUUAUGAGAAAUGCACUAAAGUGAAAUUGGGAGAACAUGAUCGUGGCUCCAAUGUUGAACCCUUCCAGGUCAAACUAGUUUCCAAGGUCAUCACCCAACCACUCUACAGCAUCACGACUAUCAACAAUGACAUUGCUCUGCUGAAACUGUCAUCUCCUGUCACAUUCACUCCCCGUAUCUCUCCUGUAUGUCUGGCUCCAUCAACCAUCAGCAUCCUGCCUGGAACCCGCUGCUUCACCACUGGCUGGGGCCAAACUGCCACCACAAGUACCCCUAUGAUCCUGCAGGAAACACGCAUCCCCAUCACAAGUCCUGCUGUGUGCAGGCAGAUCUGGGGUAAGAGCAUUAUCACUGAUGCCAUGAUCUGUGCUGGAGGAUCUGGAUCAUCAUCUUGCCAGGGUGAUUCUGGUGGUCCUCUGGUGUGUGAGCAUUCAGGGGUCUGGACUCUGGUGGGCUCUGUGUCCUGGGGAAGAAGCUCUUGUGACACCCGUUUCCCUGCCGUCUAUGCCCGCAUCUCCCAACUGCGCUCCUGGAUCGACACGGCUAUCGCUUCCAACUAG
Sinocyclocheilus grahami is the source of this 747-nucleotide messenger RNA. RefSeq names its product chymotrypsin-like protease CTRL-1. The record is from RefSeq and is a predicted model, not a curated record. NCBI's taxonomy places the organism in Eukaryota, Metazoa, Chordata, Actinopteri, Cypriniformes, Cyprinidae. Gene Ontology annotation, molecular function: serine-type endopeptidase activity. Bases 1 to 747 code for a protein of 248 amino acids. Gene Ontology annotation, biological process: proteolysis. The transcript is spliced from 5 exons.